This is a messenger RNA of Aspergillus chevalieri, 1386 nucleotides long. RefSeq names its product NAD(P)/FAD-dependent oxidoreductase. The transcript is spliced from 4 exons. Gene Ontology annotation, cellular component: cytoplasm. Gene Ontology annotation, molecular function: oxidoreductase activity. The record is from RefSeq and is a predicted model, not a curated record. NCBI's taxonomy places the organism in Eukaryota, Fungi, Ascomycota, Eurotiomycetes, Eurotiales, Aspergillaceae. Bases 1 to 1386 code for a protein of 461 amino acids.
AUGACCAAGCCUUUCCCCGUCGACGGAGGCAUGACCUCGUUCUGGCGCUCCCAGCCAGAUGUCCUGGACAAUCAUCGGUCGACUGAGACGCUUCCCGAAUCCAGUGAUAUCGUCAUCAUCGGUGCUGGUUAUACCGGGGCAGCAACGGCGUAUCAUUGUCUUGAGCAGAGUCAGAGCACGGGGAAGGGGAAGCCAUCUCUCGUGGUACUGGAAGCGAGACAGGCUUGCUCGGGGGCAACGGGCCGAAAUGGAGGUCACCUCAAACCCGAUGUCUACAACGGCAUUAGCACCCUAGCGAGCGACCAUGGCAUCGAAGCAGCAGCUGAAGUUGCUACGUUUGAAAUGAAGAAUCUCCAGGCCGUUGAGGCCUUUGUCGAGAAAGAGAAGAUCGAGUGCGAUUUGAAAGUCGCGCAUGCGAUUGAUGCUCAGCUGGAUGAUGCGCACUAUGCCAAACUCAAGGCUGGAUUGGAAUCUCUGGUAGCGAAUGGAUCGGAAGCGACUAAGCUUGUUGAAAUGAACACUGGAGAGAAGGCAGAAGUUUUUUCAGGCGUGAAGGGUGCGCGAGGCUGCUUCAGCUAUGAUGCCGGACGACUUUGGCCGUACAAGCUUGUGGUCCAUCUCCUCAACAAAGCAAUAGCUAGCGGGGCAAACCUACAGACAUACACACCCGUCCUGCAAGUAUCUGAAAUCCCAGACAAGGAUGGACAUUGGACAGUAACGACCAAACGGGGUUUAAUCCGCGCAAAGCACGUCGUGUACGCCUGCAACGCUUACACGUCAGCCCUAGCCCCGGAGUUCCAGAAUCACAUCAUUCCGGUGCGAGGCAUCUGCAGUCGUAUCGUUGUUCCCAACCCGCCCACAAAGCCGUUGGACAGCUCGUACACAUUACGGUUCAAUAACUGGGAUUAUGACUACUUGAUUCCAAGACCGGAUGGAAGUAUUGUCGUCGGAGGGGGACGGUCAAUGUAUCUGCGUGAACCGGGUAACUGGUACAACGUUACAGAUGACAGCAGGUUGAUUGAUUCGGCGGCCCGGUACUUUGACGAUUACAUGCAACGGCAUUUUCAUGGGUGGGAGGAUACGGGGGCGUAUACUGAUCGUGUCUGGACGGGAAUCAUGGGAUAUACAACGGAUCUCCUGCCACACAUCGGACCUAUACCCGGGAAGCCUGGACAAAUAGUUAUUGCCGGGUUCAACGGUCAUGGGAUGCCUCAGAUUUUCCUGUCAGCCCUGGGGGUUGCACGGAUGUUGGUCGAGGGUACAGAGUAUAGCAAUAUCGGCCUUCCGCGGUUAUUCGAGGUGACGCUUGAGAGACUGAAGAGCAAGGAGAAUCGCAUUCUCCAUGGAAUCCUGUCGACAUCGGACGCAGGGGAGAGCCGGUUGUAG